Messenger RNA from Bipolaris victoriae FI3, 885 nucleotides. RefSeq lists its product as hypothetical. The coding region runs from base 1 to 885 and encodes 294 amino acids. The record is from RefSeq and is a predicted model, not a curated record. NCBI's taxonomy places the organism in Eukaryota, Fungi, Ascomycota, Dothideomycetes, Pleosporales, Pleosporaceae. The transcript has 3 exons.
AUGUAUCACCAGCAUUGUGUGCAGCUUCAUAAUCGCCAAAAUGCUGAGCACGUUACUACCUGCGGAUACCUUGAUGGGAACCCUAAAAGCUCCCGAACAGCAGACCCAGGCUAUGGGUGUCGAGUCGACACUGCGCGUGGGCUGUGGGGAUUCUGCCCAACAACCGUAAUAUCAGCCAGUGACUGCGGUUUGGCAGGAUUUUGCGUCGACAGCCACUCUUGCACGUCAGGAUGUGGCAGGUUAUCUGACAGAACGGAUGUUACUACGUUCUCAUGUGAACCAAAACAGUUUUGUUCUACAGUUCUCCUACUCAACGGUCCGGAUCAGUCGUACGAAUACAUCGCUUGCGGCGCAAAAGCAGGAACAGACACUCUCCUCGCAGCCCCUAAAAGUGUGGAAGCAUCAACGACAUCGACAUCAACAUCCAGCGCUACUCAAACGACAAUAGCAUCCAGCUCUACUCCAGUACCUUCAUCAGCUAUUACGAGCUCAAUCUCACAGUCAGCGUCGACGGCUACACAGCAGUCUCCCCUAGCAAGUUUGCCAUCUUCAACCCCACCCGUCUCCGCCUCCUCAUCUUCAAACUCCCCCAACAUCGGCGCCAUUGUCGGCGGCGUCAUCGCAGCACUGACUGUCAUCUGCCUUACGAUUCUUGGCGUGUUACUCAUCCGCCGGAAACACUUGAUUGCACACAAGACCGCCAAACUCCCAGACUACACCUACGACGGCCAAUCCGCUCCUACAAUGGACACUGCGUAUGGCUCUGUUCGGGGGCCAAAGGGGUACCAGUGGGAUAGUAGUCAUGGGCCUGUAGAGAUGCAAGGGGGAUAUGCGGGGAAUAGCGAACCGUUUGAGUUGAUGGGGAGGGCACGGUCUGCUGAUUGA